AGUCUAAAAAACAAAAAGAAUAAAAAAAAAUAGAAAGGAAAUUCAUUCGUUUGCAGAAAGAAAAAAAAGUAAAUGAAAAGGGUUUGCAGAGGAAUCAAUUCGGACGGCGACGCUUACCCCUCCGUCUCUUACUCCCUCUGACGGCGGCAUUUCCCCUCCGUCUCUUACUCCCUCUGACGGCGGCGUUUCAGUCUCAGCUUGGCACCUCCUCCACUCCACUUUGCCACCAAUUCCUUCUGUUUCUACAAUCUACAGACAGACACAGCUUACAAAACCUACGGUAACAUGGAUGAAUUUAGUAACGCCAUCACAUCCCUUUGGUGGGAUGCCGAAAACUGCAGACUUCCCCGUGACGCUAAAGCAAGCAAUAUAGUGCCUAAUAUUGCUUCAAAUCUGGCUGCUAUCGGCUUAACCGGGCCACUAUCUAUGUACAUUUAUGGCAACAUUCGUCCACACGUUGAUCAUAAUAACAAUCGUAAAGGCUUUACGACGAAACAACAUAUGGAUCUCUUCGCCUCCUCGUGUGUUUCUUUGCAACAUGUUCCUGGGGAUAAUAAUAGAGCAGAUUCGGCUGAUAAGAGAAUGAUACUAGACAUGAUGGAUUGGGCAUACCACCAUUCUCCACCGGCCAAUUAUGUUAUAAUAUCCGGAGACGGUGAUUUUUCUUAUGCGGUUCAUAAUCUUAGAAUGAUGAGAUACAAGGUAGUUAUUAUUCAACCAAAGGUAGCUGCGAAUACUUUAGUAGCGUCUACGCAGACGGUUUGGAAAUGGAACGAUUUUGUAGAUAGAGUACCUAGGUCGGUGAAUCCUAUGAACCUGAAAACACCACCAUCUCUCAAUCGGACUUAUGACAUUAAAGGCAUUGAAUACACCACAUCACCUAUUUUUAUCUGUUGGGAUGUUGGAAGCUUCCCUGUUCCGGAUAAUCUAAAUCCACAAGAUGUAUCACUUAACAUUGACUUGGCACUUUCCAGAAUCCAGUUAAAAGGUCGUCUAUAUUUCCACUGUUACGGUUGUUCUAAUUCUACAACGUAUGAUCGUCGUCAAAUUCUUUUGAAUACAGGAAUUGAACAACAUGAAAUUUCUAAAGAUCUUAAAACCGCUGAUAAGAUAAGUUUUGCGAAGCUGCUUUUGUGGUCUUUGGACCACCACCCACCCGCAAGCUAUGUAGUGAUUUCAAAUGAUCUAGAUUUGUGGAUUGCACUCUCGAGAUUAAAAGAAAAAGGCUAUAAUAUUAUGGCCGUUCAAGAUCAACAACCUUGCCCGCUGCUGGUAAGCAAACUUGCUACAAAAAUAUGGGAGUGGUCUGUCCUCUGUAAGGGAGGAGUCCCUUUAACCAAGGAAGAAGUUGCAAGCCAACACCCAAAGCCAAAAACCCAAGUGUCCAAGAAACAAAAUGUAGGAGAUUCUUCUUUGUGGGUUGCAAGACAAUAGUUUCUGUAGUUAUUUAGUGAUCCACUUUCUUGCUUUUGCUAAUUUUUCGUUUGGAUAUUGAAUGUUAUGGAAUUACGUUGAGAUAUAACUCUGUAAAUCUUGCCAUGCAUACUUUUGGUGUUA
Vicia villosa (hairy vetch) is the source of this 1557-nucleotide messenger RNA. RefSeq lists its product as uncharacterized. Gene Ontology annotation, cellular component: peroxisome. Lineage: Eukaryota; Viridiplantae; Streptophyta; Magnoliopsida; Fabales; Fabaceae. Gene Ontology annotation, biological process: regulation of gene expression. The transcript is spliced from 4 exons. Bases 286 to 1434 code for a protein of 382 amino acids. The record is from RefSeq and is a predicted model, not a curated record. Gene Ontology annotation, molecular function: RNA nuclease activity.